Messenger RNA from Gadus morhua (Atlantic cod), 1743 nucleotides. RefSeq names its product tumor necrosis factor receptor superfamily member 14. The record is from RefSeq and is a predicted model, not a curated record. The transcript has 10 exons. Gene Ontology annotation, biological process: defense response to Gram-negative bacterium; positive regulation of peptidyl-tyrosine phosphorylation; apoptotic process. Gene Ontology annotation, cellular component: membrane; external side of plasma membrane. Gene Ontology annotation, molecular function: transmembrane signaling receptor activity; protein binding. The coding region runs from base 227 to 1276 and encodes 349 amino acids. Lineage: Eukaryota; Metazoa; Chordata; Actinopteri; Gadiformes; Gadidae.
GUCUGCAGUCGGAUGGUAUUGCGUCUUUCGCAUAGGGAUUGCAUCAGGAAUAUGUGAAUCCUACUCGAUACAGAGCUUCGAGGAGCCGAGGUACUCGACACACACCCCGAUGCCUCGACGCAAACCAUAACAUCACUAACACGGGCUGGAUCCUCCUGUCAUAAUACGCCGGUCGUCCGUCGAAUAUCCAUCGAGAUAUUUCGGAAUUUGAAGAGACCAAGUCAAAAUGCGCAUCAUGUGGAUCUUCAUGGUCAUAUGUUUAGCUGUCUCUUGUUUAUCUGUCUAUCAUGCUAUUACGUUCGGACCUUGUCCCUGGGAUGAAUACAGAGUCGGAUUUGAAUGUUGCCCUUUAUGCCAUCCUGGAUCGUAUUUUGUAAUGGACUGCACAGAGAAAAAAAUUACAAACUGCUCAUGGUGCCCCGAUGGUACUUUCAAAGAAGGCCUUGAUUUGAAGAAGGAAUGCUCUACCUGUACAAAGUGUGACGCAGGUCUCGGUCUGAAGGUGAAGAAGUCGUGUUCAUCAACAUCAGAUGCUGUGUGUGAGGUCCUGGAUGGAUUCUUCUGUAGUGACUCUAACAGAGGUGGAUGUAGGGCCGCUCAGAGACACCGUCUGAGCUGCAGUCCUGGUCAAUACAUCGGUCAAAGAGGAACAGCAGAUAAAGACACGGAGUGCCUUCACUGUACUGAUGGAACAUUCUCAGAUGGCACAUCAACGUCUUGUCAGAACCACACAAAUUGUGAAUCUGUGGGACUGAAUCUGAUGAAACCAGGAACUGAUUCAACUGAUUCUGAAUGUGGAGAACAUGGUCAACAUAGAGGACUAGAGAGAGGACAUGUGGCAGGAAUAGUAAUACCAGGAGUCAUACUGGUAAUGGCUUUGAUAAUCAUAGCCAUUAUUCACAGAAAGAAAAUAAGAGAAUGGAGAUUGACAUCAAAGAUGGAGACCCUGAGCCAGGAGUUGAGCCAAGGCUGCUGUCUAACAGGGAUUUACACUCCUGCACCAACCAGGGACCAACAAGAACAUCCCACAACUACCCCUGCUGCCGCUAUGGAUGAUCAUGAUGGUGACCAGAGUCUGGGUCCCCCUCAAGCCCCACAUAAUGGAUCUGUGUUGCUCCCACAACAUCCUGAGGUCAAUCAGACUGUCCUCUUCAGGACAGACGGAGGACAGCUUCUCUGUCCCCCUCACUCUGGGUCCCCCCUCUCCCUCCCGGUCCACCCCCCUCACUCUGGUGCCCCCCUCCCCCUCCCAGUCCACCCCCCUCAGUCUGGGUAGCAGGGAUGGAAAUGAACUCCCGCCACACGCCAUUUGCCCGUGGAUUUGUUUGGUGGCGGGUGAAUUGUGUCACUUCACCCGCCACUGUGUCGGGUAAUACUUUCAAGUAAGUCUGAUCAAAUUUGCAUGUUUAAUACUGUAAUGAACUCGCCGGUGACUUAACGAUGUCCAGUCAUAAGUAUUUGAAGGAACUUUAAUGCACUACUAGUAACGUUACAACUUAAGUUACGGUGGUGCAACCAAAAUUUAGAACAUCUUUAGUUUGACACUAGCUACAUCGAACGUAGGGUUAAGGCAGACUUUACACCCGAACUUAGGAUCGGAUUUACGUUCUGCUGGUGCAACCGACUGCAGGCCUCCAGGUGAUUCAUCCAGUUUUAUCUAUCAGCCUGGGUCUCCCCUCCCAGUCAGAUUACAGGUCUGCUGCUGGAUUUUACUUUUUUUAAUCUAUUUUCUUUUAUUUGAUU